Molecule: messenger RNA, 2879 nt
Organism: Mycotypha africana
Lineage: Eukaryota; Fungi; Mucoromycota; Mucoromycetes; Mucorales; Mycotyphaceae
Product: PRP1 splicing factor, N-terminal-domain-containing protein
Exons: 2
Coding region: 48-2804 (918 amino acids)
Biological process (GO): spliceosomal tri-snRNP complex assembly; mRNA splicing, via spliceosome
Cellular component (GO): catalytic step 2 spliceosome; U4/U6 x U5 tri-snRNP complex
Molecular function (GO): protein binding
Source: RefSeq, a predicted model, not a curated record
AUCCAAACUCUUUCUUUCGCUAUACGAUUGACAACAGCCUUAACAAAAUGUUUACUGCGGUCAAAGAUUUUAUAGGUAAACCUGCACCACCCAACUAUGUUGCUGGUUUGGGACGUGGUGCAACUGGUUUUACCACUCGUUCGGAUAUUGGCCCAGCAAGGGAAUCUACUGAUGCUGGUGGCGUAGAUCCAGCCAAAGCUAUGGGAAGAGAAGGAGAAGAGGACGAUGAACAAUAUCAAGAUCCCGACAAUGAAGUCGGUCUGUUUUCCACUGCACCAUAUGAAGAAGACGACGAAGAAGCUGAUCGAGUAUGGGAUAUGAUCGAUGCUAAAAUGGAUGAAAGACGAAAAGCACGUCGAGAGGCUCGAGAAAGGGAGGAAAUAGCUCGCUUCCGUAAAGAGCGACCAAAGAUUUCAGAACAAUUUGCCGAUCUCAAAAGACAACUCACCACAAUCGACGAAUCAGAAUGGGCUGCCAUUCCUGAAGUAGCUGAUCUAGUGGGUAAAAAUAGAAAAAAAGCUAGUAAGGUACCUGAACGGUUUACACCUUUACCGGAUACGAUGAUUGCAGCAGCAAAGGAAAAGUUAGGCUAUUCGAAUACGACACUAGAUGAUAAAUUAGGUGGCAUCGCUUCUACUGUCGCAGGGGCUAGUAGUAGUGUAGGAGAGGAUGGUUUGAUGACAAACUUUCGAGAAAUUGGUCAAGCAAGAGAUAAAGUGUUAGGUUUAAAAUUGGAUCAAGUUUCGCAUGAUUCAGCGUCAGGAAAGACCACUGUUGAUCCAAAGGGAUACUUAACCGAUUUAAAUAGUGUUGUCAUCAAAAGUGAUGCAGAAAUUGGUGAUAUCAAAAAGGCGCGUCUGUUAUUGAAUUCGGUUAUUACCACCAAUCCUAAACAUGCACCUGGUUGGAUUGCAGCUGCUCGUUUAGAGGAAGUAGCAGGUCGGCCCGUUCACGCUAGAAAUAUUAUUGCUAAAGGUUGCGAGCAAUGUCCCAAAAAUGAGGAUGUGUGGUUAGAAUCAGCACGUUUGAAUACUGUCGACAAUGCCAAGGUUAUUUUAGGUGAUGCCGUACGUCAUCUUCCCCAGUCAGUCAAAAUUUGGUUGAAAGCAGUAUCCCUGGAAACUGAAACCAAGGCGAAGAAAAGGGUAUUACGUAGAGCACUUGAAUUUAUACCUAAUUCAGUUAAAUUAUGGCGCGCUGCUGUUAAUAUGGAAGAAAAUCCCGAAGAUGCUAAAGUUCUGUUAUCACGUGCUGUUGAAUUAGUCCCCCUUAGCGUUGAUCUAUGGUUGGCUUUAGCACGUCUGGAAACCUAUGAAAAUGCUCAGAAGGUUCUCAAUAAAGCGCGUACUACUAUACCCACCAGUCAUGAAAUUUGGAUUGCUGCUGCUCGAUUACAAGAAGAGCAUGGUAAAAUUGAAAUGGUGGAUCGUAUUAUCACACAAGGCGUCAAAGUGCUAGCUCAAGCAGGCGUGGUGCUGGAUCGUGAACAAUGGCUGGAUGAAGCCGAGAAGUGUGAGAAAAAUGGAUCUAUUUCAACGUGUCAAGCUAUUGUACGAGCCACUAUCGGCAGCGGUGUAGAAGAAGAAGAUCGUAAGUCGACUUGGAUGGAGGAUGCAGAAAGUUGUGUGGCUCGUGGUUCAAUUCAAACAGCGCGUGCGAUUUAUGCUCAUGCUUUGAAAGUGUUCCCUGGUAAACCUUCGAUUUGGCAACAAGCUGCUUUUUUGGAAAAGAGCCAUGGUACUGCUCAAUCAUUGGAAGAAUUACUACAACGAGCUGUUAAAUAUUGUCCCCAAGCUGAAGUUUUAUGGCUCAUGGGCGCCAAAGAGAAAUGGUUGGCUGGUGAUGUGGAAAGUGCCCGUGCUAUUCUAGAAGAAGCGUUUCGAGCCAAUCCCAACAGUGAACAAAUUUGGCUUGCAGCAGUCAAAGUGGAAAGCGAAAAUCAUGAAUAUGACCGCGCUCGUAAAUUAUUGGAGCUGGCAAGAAAAGAAUCAGGCACAGAGCGUGUGUGGAUGAAAUCAGCUAUGUUAGAGAGACAGAUGAAGAAUUACGAUCAAUGCCGAACUCUAUUGGAUGAAGCCAUUGACAAAUACCCUACCUUUGAUAAAUUAUGGAUGAUCAAGGGUCAAAUAGAAGUUGAAUCAGCUGGUGAUCUGGUCAAAGCACGCGAAACUUAUAACAAAGCUGUUAAAAGCUGUCCAAAGAGUGUGACAUUAUGGAUCUUACUUGCCCUCGCAGAAGAAAAACUGAAUAUGAUCACAAAAGCGCGUGCUACUUUGGAAAAAGCAAGGUUUAUUAAUCCUAAGACACCUGAACUCUGGGUGCAAGCUAUCAGGAUUGAAAAGCGUAAUAAUAAGAUGAACGUAGCUAAAUCUAUUGCAGCAAAAGCCUUACAAGAAUGCCCUACUUCAGGUGCUAUCUGGACCGAAGUUAUCUUUUUGGAAGCACGACCUCAAAGAAAGGCACGCAGCGUGGAUGCACUAAAGAAAUGUGAGCACGAUCCUAUUGUAGUAACAGCAGUCGCUAGGCUUUUUUGGAUUGAUCGUAAGAUUGAAAAAGCCAGAAAUUGGUUCCAAAAAGCUGUUCAAAUUGAUCCAGAUCAAGGCGAUUCAUUUGCAUGGUGGUACAAAUUCGAACUACAACAUGGAAAUAAAGAGCAGCAAGAUUUAUGUUUGAAACGGUGUGUGGCAGCAGAGCCACACCACGGUGAAUGCUGGCAAACAGUGGCAAAAGACAUGGCAAACAUGGGUAAAAAAACAGAAGACAUUCUGAAACUCAGUGCUGAGAAAUUGGAAUUAGGGAAAUAAUAAUUGCUAUCCAUAUACUGAAAGUAAACAUAAUAACCAUUAAAACCGGCAGUAGAUUACUGCAAUCUGUAUAUA